Messenger RNA from Bactrocera latifrons, 405 nucleotides. RefSeq lists its product as uncharacterized. Bases 68 to 379 code for a protein of 103 amino acids. NCBI's taxonomy places the organism in Eukaryota, Metazoa, Arthropoda, Insecta, Diptera, Tephritidae. The transcript is spliced from 2 exons. The record is from RefSeq and is a predicted model, not a curated record.
CAAGAAUUGACUUACCUUGAUAGCAGAACUCUACAGUGUGUAAGAAUUAAAAAUUAUUUGUUGAAAGAUGAAUUACUUGCGCUUAACUACCGUGAACUGCGUCAUCAUAGUAUUAUUAUUUGUGUUGGUACUCACCCCCAGCUAUGCUCAAUUGUUUUAUGAUUUCGAGGGUUUCGAUUAUGCCAAUAAUGUUUUGGACCGACAUUUACCUGAUGGUUACUACUACGUAAAUGAUGGCCGUAUCGUCCCCGUAAGCAGCGACAUACGACGCAAGGAUUUUCUAUUGAGUGGCAGUGAUCACGUCUAUUACUCACCGGUCGUGCGCGUCAAACAUCAAAAGGCAAAGAAGAAGUUAUUUGUGCCAAACUUAUUUGGUUAAGCGUAGGAAGUAGAAGUACGAAACGU